Fundulus heteroclitus (mummichog) is the source of this 2124-nucleotide messenger RNA. It is a transcript of the gene spout1, whose product is annotated as SPOUT domain containing methyltransferase 1. The record is from RefSeq and is a predicted model, not a curated record. The transcript is spliced from 12 exons. Gene Ontology annotation, cellular component: kinetochore; spindle pole centrosome; mitotic spindle. Bases 186 to 1319 code for a protein of 377 amino acids. NCBI's taxonomy places the organism in Eukaryota, Metazoa, Chordata, Actinopteri, Cyprinodontiformes, Fundulidae. Gene Ontology annotation, biological process: maintenance of centrosome location; miRNA processing. Gene Ontology annotation, molecular function: miRNA binding.
AGAUUCACAAGCUAUGUGUUUCAGCUAUGUUUUUGAAAAUUACAGUUCCUCAAUUGAGACACAUCCUGACUAAAAUAACUGCUAACCACACAACUAAUCUUUAUAUUAUACUAGUUUUAUUUUUUUCGACUUCCUGUAAAUGCGGAAGUCAACCGGCAAAUAAAUAAACCCACGUGAGAAGAAGAAUGUCGACCGAUAGUAGCGAGAAAACACCUAAAUCUGCGUCCUCUCAGUUCGGGGACCAAGUUCCCUGGAAGAAAAGGAAAGCAGAAUUAAAGGAGAAACAGAAGCAGUGGAAAAAGGCUAAACUCAUCAAACAGUUAGAGAAGCAGAAGCAACGUGAGGCUGCGGAGAGAGCGAAACAGGAGGAGAGCCAGAGUAACAAAGGUCGCGCUUACACAGUGAGCGUGGCUCUCCCGGGCUCCGUCCUAGACAACGCUCAGUCUCCUGAGCUCCGAACGUACCUGGCGGGACAGAUCGCCCGCGCCUGCGUCGUAUUCAACGUUGACGAGAUCGUUGUGUUCGACGAGCUCGGGGAAGAUGUCAAGAGCGUUGAGGGAGAAUUUAAAGGUGUUGGAAAGAAGGGCCACGCAUGCAUUCAGCUUGCCAGAAUACUCCAGUACGUGGAGUGUCCGCAGUAUCUACGCAAGUGGUUUUUCCCAAUGCAUAAAGACUUGCAAUAUGCAGGUUUGCUCAAUCCGCUGGACAGUCCUCAUCACAUGAGGAUAGACGAAGAGUCUGAAUACCGGGAAGGAAGAGUCCUCAACAAGCCGCCCAAACAGGGGAAGGGCUCGUUGGUAAACUGUGGGAUGAGGAAGGACGUCCGGAUAGAUAAGCAGCUGCAGCCAGACCUACGAGUCACUGUGAAGCUCAAUAAGACGCAGAAUCCAGAAAGCAGACUUUAUAAAGGCGUCGUCGUGGCUCCCCAUGUGCCCAGAACAGAAGGCGGUCUUUACUGGGGCUACACGGUCCGCCUGGCCUCCUGCCUGAGUUCAGUGUUCACCGAGAGUCCGUAUAAGGAAGGGUAUGACCUGACCGUUGGCACCUCGGAGAGAGGAAGCAGCGUGGACCAAGUAACGCUGUCACCGUUCAAGCACCUUUUGGUGGUUUUUGGAGGUCUUCAGGGUUUGGAAGCCAGCCUGGAGGCAGACCAGAACCUGGAUGUGACCGACCCCAGCAUUUUGUUUGAUCUUUACCUUAACACCUGCCCCGGUCAGGGCAGCAGGACCAUUAGAACCGAGGAGGCUAUCCUAAUAUCCAUGGCGGCGCUGAGACAGAAGAUCACGGCUGCUUUUUCAGACAUUUCCACUAGUUCAUGAAAAAUGAACAUCACUGUUUGAUACUUAACUCCUGUAAACAUACAUUGGCUGUACAAGUAAUCAGUGUUAUUUAGUCUAAGUUCUUUUUUUAAGCGUCUGAACUAAUUUUUACAUAUUUAGAUAAAGCUGAAAAGGCUUUAUUUGUGUAUCGUAUGUCUUGAAAAAUGUUUUACAGAGCAGCACGGAUAUGAAAGAAAACCACGCUGAAGUUUUGGUGAGAAAAUGCAACCCAUUAGCUUUUCUAAACUGGGAUUUGGUGACUUGUUCAAGCUCUCAUCUCCCUUAUGCAUUUUUUUUAAAUUAUACCACUGACCUCUGUGUAUUUUUUUGUUUGUUUUACACAAAAACAAAAGCAGUGAAUAAUUGAAGUUGAAGAAAAAGGAUAUAUGGGUUUCAAAAUUACCAAUAAUGUGAUAAGUGGCCUCCUGAGUCAAUAAAUCCAUCUGUUUUCAUCAAAACUAUUCCCAUGAUGUUCCAUAUGUACAUUUAGGGUGGUUGUCCUGCUGAAAGGUGGGCUGCUGUGUAUUUAGCUAUCUCUUCCAGUUUAUUUAUACCAAGAUUAAAGAACAUGGAUACGAAUUGACUGAUCCCAUAGCAGAUGGUUGCAGUGGAUACUAUUUAGUGAGCGUUGGAUUAAAAGGGGGCUGAAUGCAAAUGGCACACCGCACUUUUCAGAUUUUUAUUUGAAAGCUAUGUGUUCCUUUUCCUUCAUGUUCACAAUUUAAGUGCUCCUUUUUAUUGAUCAGUCAGAUAAACUAUCGUGAAGGCUGUGGUUGGAAAAUAAAAUAAAAAGCGUCCAAGGGUA